Triticum aestivum (bread wheat) is the source of this 948-nucleotide messenger RNA. RefSeq lists its product as uncharacterized. NCBI's taxonomy places the organism in Eukaryota, Viridiplantae, Streptophyta, Magnoliopsida, Poales, Poaceae. The transcript has 6 exons. The record is from RefSeq and is a predicted model, not a curated record. The coding region runs from base 301 to 687 and encodes 128 amino acids.
AACAGUAUGAUGUUUGCAGCCCAUUUUUCUGGUCCAAGCUAGUUACAAAGGAUUUUGAGAAAUUGGUAACAUUCAUAAAUUUCCAAGCUCUAUUGCCUCCCUGUCACUAACUAUUUCUUGCCUAAUAUAUCUUGGUUUCUUCCUAAGCAGAAAUCAUGGUUAAAAUCUGCACUUCAGAGGAGAGGGGUAGCCCUAGAUCGCAUCAAGUACCUAUUUCUCUUUGUGUUUGAAUCCUCGAGACAACACUGGGGCCUGAUUGUCAUAUAUAGGCCUUCCAGUGGAAAGAGUGCAACUACCACCAUGUACUUGAUGGAUUCACUGGAAAAGGACAACUCAGACUGUGUUUUUGAUAUUGCUGAAAGCUUUGUAACAAAUGUGUUGGGUGGCGAUGGCCAAGAAAUCAAGAGGGAUGUAGUUGAGGUUUCACAGCAGGAGGAAGCCGACUAUGCCUUCUUUUCUUGUUAUAAUAUUCAGCAAGUCAUUACAUGUGUCCAUGCAGCUCAGUUGGAAGACAUUGUUAAGGGCAUAAAUAGGGAUUGGUAUCCACCCGAAAGUGCUGCUGCAUUGCGACAAGAACUGGUCAAAUUGAUUGAGCAGUAUCAUCUGAGGUACAAACCAGUAGGAACUUGCCAAUGUGGAAGACAUUAUACUGUGGUGCAGAAGUUUGGACAUACUUUCCAUGCCUAGGACUCUGAUGGUCUAACUGUUGAUCAAGGAGUAAACAUCUUUCCUGAAGCUGAUCCAUGUGCAUAAGCUGUAUCUGGCUCGUAGAAGCACGGAAAUGAUACUUUUGCUAUCCCAUAUUUUGGAACAUGUGCUCUUCGAAAGUGUUACACUUAACCUUUAUCGUCGCUUAGCUUGGUGCUAGUAACUCAGGUUUCUAUUUGUUGGGAACUCUGGAUCUAUGUGCUGUAACUUGUGGUUGGCUGUACGUCUUCCAACUUGUGA